AUGCAAGUCCCCAGCCAGCCUGCUGUCCCCACCGAGUGCCCCAGUGGGUGGGUGCCAAGCCCUCCCAGACACGGCCGAGAGCCCCGGACAUGGCUGAGCUCCCUCCUGGACACGGCCGAGACCCCUCCUCAACACGGCCGAGCCCCCUCCUCAACACGGCCGAGCUCCCUCCUCGACACGGCCGAGCCCCCUCCCGGACACGGCCGAGCUCCCCCGGACACGGCCGAGCCCCCUCCCGGACACGGCCGAGCCCCCUCCUCGACACGGCCGAGCCCCCUCCCGGACACGGCCGAGCCCCCUCCUGGACACGGCCGAGCCCCCUCCUCAAUACGGCCGAGCCCCCUCCCGGACACGGCCGAGCCCCCUCCUCGACACGGCCGAGCCCCCUCCUCAAUACGGCCGAGCCCCCUCCCGGACACGGCCGAGCCCCCUCCCGGACACGGCCGAGCCCCCUCCUGGACACGGCCGAGCCCCCUCCUCGACACGGCCGAGCCCCCUCCUGGACACGGCCGAGCCCCCCGGACACGGCCGAGCCCCCUCCUCGACACGGCCGAGCCCCCUCCUGGACACGGCCGAGCCCCCUCCUCGACACGGCCGAGCCCCCUCCCGGACACGGCCGAGCCCCCUCCUCGACACGACCGAGCCCCCUCCUCGACACGGCCGAGCCCCCUCCUGGACACGGCCGAGCCCCCUCCUGGACACGGCCGAGCCCCCUCCUCGACACGGCCGAGCCCCCUCCUCAAUACGGCCGAGCCCCCUCCUCAAUACGGCCGAGCCCCCUCCCAAACACGGCCGAGCCCCCUCCUCAACACGGCCGAGCCCCCUCCUGGACACGGCCGAGCCCCCUCCUCGACACGGCCGAGCCCCCUCCUGGACACGGCCGAGCCCCCUCCUGGACACGGCCGAGCCCCCUCCCGGACACGGCCGAGCCCCCUCCUCGACACGGCCGAGCCCCCUCCUGGACACGGCCGAGCCCCCUCCUCAAUACGGCCGAGCCCCCUCCCGGACACGGCCGAGCCCCCCGGGACAUGGCCGAGCCCCCUCCCGGACACGGCCAAGCUCCCCCGGACAUGGCUGAGCUCCCUCCCGGACACGGCCGAGCCCCCUCCCGGACACGGCCAAGCUCCCCGGGACAUGGCCGAGCCCCCUCCCGGACACGGCCGAGCUCCCCGGGACAUGGCCGAGCCCCCUCCCGGACACGGCCGAGCCCCCCGGGACAUGGCCGAGCCCCCUCCCGGACACGGCCAAGCUCCCCCGGACAUGGCUGAGCUCCCUCCCGGACACGGCCGAGCCCCCUCCCGGACACGGCCAAGCUCCCCGGGACAUGGCCGAGCCCCCUCCCGGACACGGCCAAGCUCCCCCGGACACGGCCGAGCCCCCUCCCGGACACGGCCAAGCUCCCCCGGACACGGCCGAGCCCCCUCCCGGACACGGCGGGGGUCACUGCCUUAG
Lepus europaeus (European hare) is the source of this 1452-nucleotide messenger RNA. RefSeq lists its product as uncharacterized. Bases 1 to 1452 code for a protein of 483 amino acids. The record is from RefSeq and is a predicted model, not a curated record. NCBI's taxonomy places the organism in Eukaryota, Metazoa, Chordata, Mammalia, Lagomorpha, Leporidae. The transcript has a single exon.